GGCGCGACUCUUGUCACCAACAUUAUGGACGAGACCGAGGAGCAGAAUAUUCUGAGUCAGCUGACCUUUGGUGAUGAUGGCAGCAUGAAGCACAGGCAGGUGCAGCACUUUGGCUACGAGUUUGACUACGCGACCAACAACGUGGACGCGACCCGUCCGCUGCCCGGCGGCUUGCCCGCCUGGUGUGAGCCGCUGGUUGAGCGGCUGCAGGCGCGCCACCUGCUGGCAGAGCGGCCCGACCAGCUGACGAUCAACCGGUACCUGCCCGGCCAAGGGAUUCCACCGCACGUGGACACCCACAGCGCGUUCACGGACCAGCUGGUGUCGGUCAGCCUCGGCGCCGACACCACCAUGGAGUUCAGCCGGCCGCCGCCUGGCGGCGCCACCGCCGCCGUGCGCCUGCCUCGCCGCUCGGCGCUCGUCAUGGACGGCGAGGCCAGGUAUCUCUGGAGCCACGGCAUCGUGCCGCGCAAGUCGGACGUGACGGCCGGCGUCGGUGGCGACCUGACGCUGACGCCGCGGGGCACGCGCGUGUCGCUGACCCUGCGCCGGCUGCAGUGCGACUCGCGGCAGCCGGCCGCCGACGCCGAGCAGACGGCGGCACUCUCCAGGACACUGGAGAGCACGCACGUCGCUCAGGUGUACGAGAACAUCGCCGACCACUUCAGCUGCACGCGACACAAGCCGUGGCCCCGUGUCGAGCAGUUCGUGCGCACGCUGCCGACCGGCUCCCUGCUGCUGGACGUGGGCUGCGGCAACGGAAAGUACCUUGGUCUCAACCGGCACCUGUUCGAGGUGGGAGUGGACCAGAGCGCCCGGCUGUGCGCUAUCGGUCGGGCCCGGGGUCACCAGACGGUGACGGCCGGAUGUCUGCCACUUCCGGUCCGCUCCGGUGCCGUGGACGCCUGUAUCUGCAUCGCCGUCAUCCAUCACCUGGCCACACGGGAGCGGCGCACGGCGGCGCUGCGCGAGCUGGGCCGCGUGCUUCGGCCGGCCGGCCGCGCGCUGGUCUACGUCUGGGCGCUGGAGCAGCGGCUGGGCGCGCGCUCCGCCGGCUACCUCAAGCGCGGCCGGCAGCGCGCAGGCGCCGACGGCCGACCGGAGGACGCGGCCGCGCUGCCUCUGCCUGUGCACACCAACCGCACCGAGUUCCAGCAGCAGGACGUGCUCGUGCCGUGGAAGCUGCGCGGCGGCGCGGAGCUGCUGCCGUCUGGCGUCCACCAUCGGUACUAUCACGUGUACCGCCAAGGCGAGCUGGAGGAGGACGCACGCAGCGCCGGCGGCCUGGUAGUGCGGGAAAGCUACUACGACCAGGGAAACUGGUGUGCGGUGCUGGAGAAGGCGAGCUGACGGCACCGCGGGGAGGCCGGCGCUGCGGGCCGUAACAGAGCGGUGUGUUACGACUAUGCAGUUCCGGCGCCGGCGGCGUGGUGCUUUGCACGCUGCUUUGGGUCUUAAAUAUACUACAACA
Messenger RNA from Pollicipes pollicipes, 1471 nucleotides. Its product is annotated as alkylated DNA repair protein alkB homolog 8. NCBI's taxonomy places the organism in Eukaryota, Metazoa, Arthropoda, Thecostraca, Pollicipedomorpha, Pollicipedidae. Gene Ontology annotation, cellular component: nucleus; cytoplasm. The record is from RefSeq and is a predicted model, not a curated record. Gene Ontology annotation, molecular function: S-adenosylmethionine-dependent methyltransferase activity; tRNA (5-carboxymethyluridine(34)-5-O)-methyltransferase activity; tRNA binding. The transcript has 8 exons. Gene Ontology annotation, biological process: tRNA wobble uridine modification; tRNA methylation. Bases 25 to 1350 code for a protein of 441 amino acids.